This is a messenger RNA of Rotaria sordida, 660 nucleotides long. The record is from the annotation of a GenBank genome assembly. NCBI's taxonomy places the organism in Eukaryota, Metazoa, Rotifera, Eurotatoria, Philodinida, Philodinidae.
AUGGAUGAUAAUACAAAUGAUAAAAAACGUGUUAUUCUUGAUGAUGAUCAAGAAGAAGUUUAUGAAAAUCCACCACAUAUUUUUUAUUGUUUAUGCGGACAAAUGGCAUUAAUUUUAGAUUGUGCAUUAGACUAUUUACCGUUAAGAAAACGUGAUCGAGCACGUGUUAUUGAUUCAAAACAACAUGCACAUAAAAAAUUUUGUAAAGAUGAAGAUACACCAGCUUAUAUUCGACGAAAAGAUGAAGGUAUUGAAACACAAUAUCGAAAAAAAUGUUUAAAAUGUGGUCUUUCAUUAUUUUAUCAACAUACACAAAAUAGUCCAAUAACAUUUAUUUUUGAUGGUGCAUUAUCAAUUGAAGCAAAUGAUGCAUCAAAUAUAUAUAAUCAAGUACUUGGUUCUGAAUCGAAAAAAGUUAUUAAAAAUAUUAAACGUGAAGAUCGUGGAAAAACAUCAUCUGUAACUGUAUCAACAUUAGAUGAAGAAGAAGAAGAAUUAGAAGCACGAGAAAUUGCUAAUUCAUAUACACAAAAUGCACGUGUUAUUGAAAAACAACUUGAACGUAAAGGAAUGAAUAAACGAAAAGCAAUUGAAGAGGCUGCACGACGUGAACAAGAAGCUAAACGUGCUAAUAUUAGAGGAACAUUAAUUGAUAAAUAA